Seriola dumerili (greater amberjack) is the source of this 2820-nucleotide messenger RNA. RefSeq names its product solute carrier family 12 member 8 (gene slc12a8). The transcript has 15 exons. Gene Ontology annotation, molecular function: potassium:chloride symporter activity. Gene Ontology annotation, biological process: chloride ion homeostasis; chloride transmembrane transport; cell volume homeostasis. Gene Ontology annotation, cellular component: membrane. The record is from RefSeq and is a predicted model, not a curated record. The coding region runs from base 110 to 2359 and encodes 749 amino acids. Lineage: Eukaryota; Metazoa; Chordata; Actinopteri; Carangiformes; Carangidae.
CAGGAUCCUUGUGCAAAGCAGCAACACACCCUGGAAGCAUGGACUGACACGGGCCUCUGUGAAAGGGCCACCUGAAGGGGAGACACCUGCUUUACACCUAUAGGUUGCAAUGGAUACCCUGCCAUUUGGUUGGACUGUGCACACACAGGAGGGAGAUGGGGUAGGACUAGUGAAGGGGCAAGCUGCUGACACUGACAAUGACACAGACACACAUGUCCAUGAUCUGUUUCAUGAAGAUGCACAGGGUUUCCAGCAGUCUAGCCAACCGUGGUGGAGGAUCAAACUGUUUGUGUGGGAGCCAGUGCUAUUCGGCACCUGGGAUGGAGUUUUCACCACCUGCAUGAUCAACAUUUUUGGUGUGGUUUUAUUCCUGCGUACCGGCUACCUGGUGGGCAACACAGGUGUGCUGCUUGGGAUGCUCCUGGUCUCCUUGGUCGUGCUGGUUGCUUUGGUGACGGUGAUGUCAGGGAUUGGAGUGUGUGAGCACUGUGGUGUCGGGAGUGGAGGAAUCUACUCCAUGAUCUCCACCGUCCUGGGAGGCAGGGUCGGGGGCACAAUGGGCCUGCUUUAUGUGUUUGGACAGUGCGUGGCUGGAGCCAUGUAUAUCACGGGUUUCUCUGAGUCGGUGGCGGAGCUGCUGGGUCUACAGACUCAGUGGGCAGUGCGUGGCAUGUCGGCGGUGGUGCUGCUGGCUCUGCUUGGAAUCAACCUGGCUGGUGUGAAGUGGAUUGUCCGACUUCAGCUGCUACUGCUGGCUGUCCUGGCCGUCUCCACACUGGACUUUGUCAUUGGCACUUUCACGCACCUUGACCCAGAGCAUGGCUUCAUUGGUUAUUCAGCCGAGCUGCUCAGCAGCAACUCAAAACCAGAUUACAGCUCAGGAGAAAACUUCUUCACAGUAUUUGGGGUCUUCUUCCCUGCUGCUACAGGGGUAAUGGCAGGCUUCAACAUGAGCUCAGAUCUUCAGCGGCCUGAACACAACAUCCCUGUGGGAACACUGGCAGCUGUCUUCACCUCGUGGUUCCUGUAUCUGGUCUUUGUCUUCCUCCUGGGGGCCAUCUGCACCAGAGAAGCACUGCGCUAUGACUUCUUGAUAGCAGAAAAGGUCUCCUUGGUGGGUUUCCUCUUUCUGCUGGGCCUCUACAUCUCCUCUCUGGCUUCCUGCAUGGGUGGCCUGUACGGAGCACCCAGGAUCCUCCAGUGCAUCGCCCAAGAGAGGGUCAUCCCUGCUCUGGCCUUUCUGGGAAGAGGGACGGGCCCAAACAGGACCCCAGUGGCUGCAAUCUGUCUGACCAGUCUGCUGACCAUGGCCUUUAUUUUCAUCGGCCAGGUCAAUGUACUAGCUCCCAUCGUCACCAUCAACUUCAUGCUCACCUACAGCUUCAUUGACUACUCCUACUUCAGCGUGGCCAUGACCGUCCAGCUGCAGAGUUACGAGAAGAGGGACACCCUCGUCCUGGCCAAAAGAAAUCUGCACAGGUCCAACAGGCAGAACUCCACACCACUUAUUGAAGCCCCUUUCCCAAACUAUGGGAGUGGAGGCGAGAGUCCACAGAGUAAAGGCACUUUAUUGGAGUUUGCCAAGGACAUGGAUCAGAUUUUUCCACCUGUCUCAAAUGUUAAUGCUUGGGCUGAGAAGACCUCCUCCAUGCAAGAACUGAGCAGCCAAGGCAAGAGCAGAAAGGCCACUGCUAAGCAGAGACUGAUGGACAGCUUUGGCUUAGACCUGAAUAGCAAUAUGUCCUCAGAAGAAAGAGGGGAGGAGAUAAGUUCAGCUCCACCAUAUGAGGAGGUUGAGGUGCAGUGUGGGAACGAGGAGCUCAGGACUGGAGAACAGCCACAAGUCAAAUGCUGUACAGAAACAUGUCAUGUUGAACACGAUUCAUCUGCUGACCCUCAAAAUCACAGCACAGGGGCUGAGGGUAAAGCAGAACACCAGAGCUUUGAAAUCAAAUCCAUGCAGGAUUCAUGCUAUGCAAAGUUCUGCAACCACUGGAUUGCUCUGAUCGGGGCAUUGAGCUCCAUACUGAUCAUGUUUGUUAUUCAAUGGGUUUAUGCCUUAGCAAACAUAGUCAUGGCCUUGCUGCUCUUCUUCUACAUUGGGAGAACAAGUCCUGGACUACCUACAGGUAUUGCAGCUCGAUUCAGCUUUUUCACAUGGCUCAAAUCAACACUGAAUAACAUUUGCAGGGGAAAAGGAUCUCCCAGGGAUGAGAUUAUAGUGACACCCUCUCUGUCCAGGGUCAGGCUGAAGACCAGGCAGCUGACAGAGGAAAAUGCUGACUUUGCCUCUCGUCACCGCUAUCACCAAUCCUCAUUCAUCAGAGCUGACAAGAUGGUACAACCACCGCUCCACUGACUGAAUUAAACACAGUGUCAAUUUUACGUUAUAUGUUGUACCUGAUGACCUGAAAACACAUUUUCUGCCUCAAACUGUCUCAUGUUGCCCUAUGGGCCACAUUCUGUACACAUUUGUUUUAACAGAGACAUUCAUUGGCUCUGAUCAUUUUUUUGUGGUGGUUGGAGGAAAUCUGAACUUUUUCUAGAGUUUAACAAAGUGUGCGUCCUUGUGUGAGAGAAUAAGAGAGAUGUCUGAGGACUGAAUGUAGCUGGAGUUGGUCGUUUUCCAUAAAGUCUUCCAUAAAGUAAACUGAAGUAGAAAUUGUUUAUCUUGUCUUAUGGCUUUAACUUUGACUGAAAUAUCACAAUCUGUGAAACUCUCCACUGUUUGAAGUUUUCAUUGUCAGAUUUCUCUACCACUGGGUCACUUCUAAGAGGUCCAGCCACCGUGGUGCUCAGGCAGCAUAAAUAUCCUGUGUA